Messenger RNA from Momordica charantia (bitter melon), 938 nucleotides. Its product is annotated as large ribosomal subunit protein bL12c. NCBI's taxonomy places the organism in Eukaryota, Viridiplantae, Streptophyta, Magnoliopsida, Cucurbitales, Cucurbitaceae. Gene Ontology annotation, biological process: translation. Gene Ontology annotation, cellular component: ribosome; chloroplast. The record is from RefSeq and is a predicted model, not a curated record. Gene Ontology annotation, molecular function: mRNA binding; structural constituent of ribosome.
CUAUCUUCUUCUUCUUCUCCCAAUUCUCUCUCUAGAAAAAAGAAAAUGGCUUCCACUCUCUCUACAGCUUCUCUCCGCUCCCCAUCUUGUUCUUCGUCCUCUUAUCCAUCAAAUUUUUCUCAGUCCCCAAGACCCUUCUCUCUCCAUUUCCCAUUUUCUCCCUCCUCCAACAAUCUCUCUCAUCGCCUCGUUCAUCUCCGUCCAGUCUCCGCCGCGGCCGCGCCGGAGAAAGUUGUAGAAAUCGGCGAUGUUAUCUCCAAAUUGACGCUUGAAGAGGCUCGGAUUCUGGUUGACUACCUCCAGGAGAAGCUCGGCGUUUCGGCCGCCGCGUUCGCCCCUGCCGCCGUCGCCGUCGCGCCCGGCGCUGGUGCCGGCGGAGACGUCGCAGCCGCCGCCGUCGAGGAGAAGACGGAGUUCGAUGUUGUUAUUGAGGAUGUGCCGAGUAAUGCGAGGAUCGCUGUGAUUAAGGCUGUUAGGGCUUUGACGAGCUUGGCGUUGAAGGAGGCGAAGGAGCUGAUUGAAGGUUUGCCGAAGAAGUUUAAAGAAGGGAUUUCGAAGGAAGAGGCGGAGGACGCGAAGAAGCAGCUCGAAGAGGCUGGGGCGAAGAUUGCCAUUGUUUAAUUGGCUGGUUAGUUUCUCGAAUUCAAGCUUUAGAAUGUAGGCAUUCUGGUGAAAUUGGAGAUGGGUUAUUUUUUCAAUUGUUAACUGAUGAUGAAUUUAGUUGGAAGUUCUGUUCAUGGAUGCCUUAUUUUUCCUGAAUUUGAGCGCUCAAUUCGCCAUUUCUGAAGCUGUGUUUAGAUGCCCUUUUCAGUUUAUUUUUCUUGCUCAUAACGUGUUUGUUAAAAUGCCAACAAGAAGCUUUGCUGUGCCCAUGAAUUCACUUUUGGUCUGAACUUCUAUAACUUAAAAGUGGAUCUGAAUGAACAAACUUUGGCCAA